AUGAUGGCGUUGAGACUGGAGAAGCCUCCUAUUAUCUCUUCUGAUCUUGAUAAAGGAAAAGGAAUAGUUUUUGGAUAUGAAGAUAAUAGGAAGGGUUAUUUAGAAGAAGGGAUGGUAAAAGAAGACAAAGUGCUUAAAGCGGCCAUUGAUUGUGGCAAUGCUAACUCGAGGAAGCCUGUUUUUGAUGGAUUUCAAUCUGAUGGUGUGAAUGGUCUCUCUAUGUGUGAUACUCAAUCCUUCUAUGAUUAUCCUACGGGUUAUAGAAUUGGCUUGUCUGAAGCUAGUUCUUCCGGGAAAUCUAGAAGAAAGGGUAAACCUAGAUUGAGGCCUCACAUCAAUAAAAGAAGACUCAAAGGCUAG
Molecule: messenger RNA, 360 nt
Organism: Arabis nemorensis
Lineage: Eukaryota; Viridiplantae; Streptophyta; Magnoliopsida; Brassicales; Brassicaceae
Source: the annotation of a GenBank genome assembly